UGGCGCGCGAAUUUCUGACAGGAUCUCUCGCUCUCCUCGCUCUCCUCUGUCCCGGCCGGCCGGCCGGCGGGAGUCCAAAGGCGGCCUCCGUCGAGCGAGCGCCUGCCUCCUUCAUGGCUCCGAGGACCUUCCUCCGCUGAGCUGAGAGGCGAGAGAAACCGCCGGCCGUUGCUGAGGAAAGAAGGCGGAUGGUGGGGAGGGUGGCCAUGGCCGCCGAAGCUGCGGCUGCCUCAACCGACGGCGACGUUCAGGUAAGAGAGAGGGAGAGAGAGAGGCCGAAGCUCCUUUUCCCUCUGGCUUCGCGGACUUGGUGCGUGUGCAAGCGAGUGAAAUGGGCUUGGGAAAGGGAUAGGGUUGAGGCGGCUCCGCCUGUGGGCGAGUUGCAGCUGUCAGAGCCAAGAAGGAGUGCCAACUCGAAUAAAAUGUUUUUUUGGGGGGGGUAGGUAAGCCCAGCCCCACAAGAUCGAUCAUAUGACGUGGGUGCACGCACACCGUUUGAAUGUCAACGGCCGUCAACUUUUUUGGGGGGGGAGGGCUGGCCCGGCUCUCUCAAAUAUUUUAUUUUAUUAGAGGUCAACCCCCAGGAGUUGGCUCCUGUGGCAGAGGUAAAGGAGUCAGGGGUGCCAACUUUUGGGGCUACUUCGUGCCAUGCAAACUGGCUAGAUUUUUUUCUUUUCUUCUCUUUAAUAAAGUUUUUUAUUGAUACAAGAAAAGAAAAAAAAACCACAAAUACCAAAUUACACAAAAGAAUAACCAUAGACACAUAAUUUUCUUAGCAAACAAUAAAACAUCUAUUGGUCUUAACACUAAAGACCCAACCUCCCGUCUAUUCCAUAUUUCAAAUUCAUAUUACUGGCUAUAUUUUUUUCGUUGUACAGUACUAAGUUGCUCUGGGUUGCCUUGGUCAAGGUAAAGCAACUAACAAAUGUAAUAAUAAUAAUAAUAAUAAUAAUAAAUUUCAUUUAUACCCCGCCCUCCCCAACCAAGACCGGGCUCAGGGUGGCUAACAACCAAUAAUAAAAACAUGUUGAUUAAAACACAAUUUAAAAAACAAGAUUAAAAUACAACAUUAAAACAUUAAGGAUGCAGCCUCUUCACAGGAGGAGAAAGGAAAAAGAAAGAGGGGGAGGGAAUCAAACUGAUUUUAAGCCAAAGGCCAGGUGGAACAACUCUGUCUUACAGGCCCUGCGGAAAGAAAUCAGAUUACAAAUGUAAUAAGUAAUAACAAUAACUUGAAGAAAAUAUCCCCCCCCCCAUAAGCCUCAGCCCGUGUCAUUGAUCGCAUUGAUGCUCAGCACUUUCACACCAUUUGGAUGGCGAUGCUCAUCAACUUUUUGGGGGGAAGCAGCCCCCUCAGAUAUUUAUUUAUUUGCCCCUAUGAGUUGGCUCUUGUGAAAGCGGUUAACCAUCUUAUUUUCUUUUUUAAAUAGCUGUCUUGAUGUUUUUCUAUUUACCGGGGUGUGUGCCAUCAGGCGUGUUUUCACUUCCCACCCCCAUGCAAAUUCUAAACGUUUGAAACAGAUUGGUGGCUCAAGGUUGUCUCUCAUAGCCUGUUGGGGGAGAUCUGGAAAAAUACCGCCUUUUACUGUCUCAGUGGGGUUGGUGAGUUUUCCAUUACAGAUUUCUCCUCCAUAAUUUUAUAAUAGUCUUGUAUUUUAUUCAGUGAACUUCCCUGAGAUCCUUUGAUGAAGGGCAGUAAAUAAAUUUAAUAAAUAAAUAGAAUAAAAAUAAACGUGUAAGGUAGGCAUGAGGGCCUCGGUGAAAAACUUCAUUUGUGAUGCUGUUGAGGGUGUGUGGCGUUAAACCGGUUUAGCACCACAUUUUUCUGUCCCCAAGGAAUCUUGGGUAUGGUAGUUGUGGGUGAGAGGGCAUAGCGGCCUGUCCCAGAGAAAAUGCAGCAACCUUGCAAAGGUGCAUAAUGUGAUUGGUUUGUUGCUAUAUCCCAUGUUCUGAAAGGGAUUAUCUUUCAGAGAAAAUGUGUGUAUUUUUUAAAAAAAAAAGAACCCCAAAUGUUUUUCAUUAGGGAAUGUUUUUACAGUCACAGUCUAGCUUAACUGUUAAACAUCCCACUUGAGCCCUAAAGCUCAGGAUGAGGAGCAGUUCCAUUUGGCUAACCUAUAGUAGGGAUGUUGAGAGUGCAGAAGUACCUGCCAAAGAUCAGGUACAUUGUCCUUUUCUGUUUUGCAAGCCUGGCUCAGUAGUUGAGCUCUAGCCAGAACCUGAGCUUCCCAGGUCUGAGCCCAAUUUUGUAUUCACGGGCUAAAAUAAAAAUAAUACCUGGCUCUUGUAUUUGUAAUGGGAUCUUCAGAACGAACAAUAAAGUUUAUGUCAGUUUAGAAAGGAGAAUGUUUGUUUUCUAUUAAAUACAGGCAGCCCCCUGUACAUACUGGGGUUACAUAAAAUCACAUAUAAUUGAAGCCCAUAGAAAAAGCCCACAAACAUCUCAUUCCGCCUCCACCCCACUCCUGUUCCGCCCUUUUAAUGAUAUUUAGCGAAAUCUUUAUAACAUUUUUGUGUCACUUCCAAGGUCAGUACAAUGCACGUAUACAUGGUCACAUACAUAUUGAACAUGCAUAAAUGAGGGGCUGCUUGUAUGCUUUUUUUUUUUUUAAUGAUAUUUAUUGGGGGGAAUUUUUUUUUUAAAUUACACACACAAAAAAGACAAGACAGAAAAAUAAAAAUAAAAAAUAAAACCAUCAUUCUCAAAUUCUCCACUUUCAAUACCUUCUUUCUUUGACCUCCUCCUCCUCCCUUUUCUUGUAUCCUGAUUAAUAAUAAUCACAGCAAAUCCUUUCCAUAAUUCAUAGUAUUCUGUCAUUACAUUACCUUAAUCUAUUUUCCUCUUAUAAAAAAAACAAAACCUUAAAGUUUAAAACUUAAAUCUUAUUUUUACCAACUUCUCCUAGCCAUAACAUUCUUACCAAAUUCUUUAGACAUUUUUACAAGAGCCAAGUAAUUUCAUUUCAACAUUUUUCUAGCAUUCAUCAAUUUUAUAGAACAAUCCUAAUGAUAAAAAAAAAGAAAUAAACAAUCCAAUCUUCAUCCAGCGUCCCUUCCUCCUGGUCCCGGGUUUUGUCAGUCCUUUUUAUCUUAUUAGUCUAGCACAUUAACCUGGUAAUCUUAUAUCCGAAGCCCUCAAGUCUCUUCCAUGUCCCUUCCGCAGCUCUUCUUCAUAUUUUCCUUUCAUUCGUGGGAACUCCAGCUUGGUAAUGUUUUUGACCCUUUUCAACAAAUCAGCCCUUUUUCCAUAGUCCAGACUAGACUCCAUGUGGUAUUUAAAAACAUGUUUCAGAUUCCCUCCAAAAUUGAGAGCCUGCUUGUAUGCUUUUAAAUAAUUUGUUAUUUCAUUCAACCCAGUCUCAUAGGUGACAGCCUGCUUUAAUAGUAUGUCCAGCUUAACCGCUUCUGAGGUAGCAUAGAUAGAUCAUAUUUUAUUUUUUAUUUUGCCUUUAACAAUUAACAUAGCUUUACCGAUUAACAUGGUGCCCUAUAUUUGUUUUAAAAAGAAAUGUGUGAAUGUAGUUCUUGUGUAAUAAGCAUGACAAGCUUUUUAGACAAUUUGCGUUCUGAAUAACAAAUAAGAAAUAAACACGAGCAAUUUUAAUGCUAGCUAAAGCUGUUCAUUUAUACAAAACCACUCUGCUUUUCCUUUAUAGCCAUGUAAGAAACGGAAAGAAGAUGAUCCUUCUAUAAAAGCAAUUACAAAAUAUUUUUCACCAUUAGGAAAAAAUGUUGAUAAAGUGUUGUCACCACCAAAGUCCAACAAUAUAAUGGAUUAUUUUAAAAGAACUUCCCCCACAUAUGAGAAUAUUGCUGCACCUGUAACAGAGAUGAAAACUAAAACAGAUAGAUCAUCCUUGGAAAAUUCUUCAAAGGCUUUAUCAAGACUCAAGAGGAAAGGAAAGAGAUGUAAUUUAAAUAAUAAAUUAAAAGAUAUAAAAACAAUUGGGCCUGACCUUGUGAUAGAAAUUAAUAGUAAUGAUAGUAAAGAAUUUCUCAGUCCGAAAGAAGAAGACUCUAAAGGUAGUUUCAAUAGUCAUAGUGUUCCUGCAUUGGUUGGCCCUACAAACCUGGAAGAAAUGUUAAAUGAUUGUAGUAAACACCGUCUCAGUAGUGUUGACGGGAAACAUGAAGAAGGAAUAAAGAGUAACAUAAAAAGAUUAAAGAAACGGAAACACAAAUAUAAGGUGGACUUGCCUAAACAUUUUUCUACUGAAACCCAACAGAAAGAUAAUAGUAGAGAAGUUGAUAAUAAACAAGAUAUAUCUAUGAGUAAACCAGAAAAUGAAAGCAUAGAAAAUAUUAUGCAUCCUGAGACUAAUGCACAUGAGACACCACUUUUAAAUGAUUGCACAGUUACUGUAUCAUUUGAAGACUUUCUAAAAAGCCAAGGUGAAAAUAAAAGCCAUCAAAUUCCCGAAGCAGAAACAGCAGAUAGUCCCAUUGCAUCCUGUGAAACAGUGAGCUGCCAAGUUGCUCAGCAGCUCCCACUUAAGAAAGUAACUGUCCUUGCACAAAUUCAUUCUGUGCCUCCAAAAUCUCCCUCUUCUAGGAAAAUAGCCUCUAUCUUUUUAAAGCAAAAAACCAAAACAGCUAGAAGACAAAGCAGUCUGCCUGCCUCAGAAGAGAUGUAUUCUGAGCAAAUUACACAGAAGCGAAAAUCUAAUGUGGUGAUAGCAGAAGAAGAGUUAGAACUGGCAGUAUUAGAAGCUGCAGGUUCCGAGAGCAUGAAGUCAAAAUGCACUGCAGAAGAAAGAUACCAGUUUAUGAAAGCUUUUAGACAACCGGCAUCUGAUAUGGUAAAAAAUGGAUCUAAAAAAGGACCCGGUAAACAGAAGGAAGUAGAAAAAUCUUCAAAACACAAACUGGAAGUGGAAGAAUCUGAGGAUGUUUCUAAUAAAAAACUAGGAAAUGAAUUAUCAUCUGAUUUUGUUGGUAGUGAUUCCCAUUGUAAUACGGUUAAAAAAGAUCGUACCAGAGUAAGAAACAGCAAGCUCAGCAGGAAAAAGAAGAUACUAAGAGGAGAGGAGAAAGAUUUAAAUACAAACAAAAGCCUGGACCAUGCUGCUGGAGAAACCACUUCAACUGAAGCAGAAAGCACAUUGUCCCCCAAAAAGAAUGGAUUGAGAAGAAGUCCACGGCAAAAGAAAAGCCAAAGUUCCAUAAAUAUUACACCAGAAAAAGCAAGGUUUUCAGAGACUUUUGAUGAAAACGCAUCAGAUCCUAUUCCUGUACAGGCUUCUACUCCCCAAACAAAAAAAUCCUUUAAUAAAAGUGCCUUGUAUAAGGCUGUGGUGAUUACUGAACCCUUUGAUUCAACGAGUCCAAUAAGGUAAACAUAUUUUUAGAGUGUAAGUAAUUUUUGUUUAAGUACCUAAACUUUAUCUAGAGACGGUAGCUCUGAACACAUGCAGCUUUAGCACUUUGCUGUUUAUCCGAAAACAGUAUUAAGGAGUGGUUUUUAAUAAAUAUAUAAUAAGUGGGAUUUUUUCCCCCUCAUACAGGAUGAAAUUCACUCGAAUUAGUACAUCUGAAAGAUUUACGCAACAGAGUGUGAAGGUAUUGUUUUGAAUAAAUUUCACUGUAAUUUGAAUAUGAAGCCCCAAUAGAAUUAAAUAUAGUAGUGUAAAAAAUUGUUGCACACCCUUAAAUUAUGCACAGAAUACUUUGAAUGAUAUUAUUCUUCCCCCUCAGCAGUAGAAUUUAAGUAAGCAUUGUACUACUUCUAGGUGUUCUUCCAACCUCCUCACUAUAUUUAGAGUGUAACACUGAAACCAGGAAUAACCAUCUUCAUUACUUGCAAUCCAAAUUUGAAAAUAAAUUUGAAAUAAGGAUGGGGUUAUAGACCUGUUGAAAUUAAUGGACUUCAAGCACAUUGAUUUCAGUUGGUCUACAUGACUUACAUUGCAUAUCACCUAGAAUUUCCUGUUCUGGCUUUAUGUUUACACAAAUGAAUGUUGAGUGUGAGGAGGACAAAUCUGGAACCUCUUUUGAUCUUUGUGCAUGUCUAGGUUUCUGAGGGAAAUUAUUGUAUGAAAAGGCCCUUAAUAUAUAUCUGGUCAUACACUUUAAUAUACUGGCAUACAGUAUAUUACCAAUAUGACAUACAUAUUGUUCAGUGAGAAACAGUUUAAUAUAAUUAUGUAAUUAUUUUUAAAAAUUACAACAUACACAGCUUUUAAAUAUUUACCUGGAUUAAUAGAUUUAAAUAUAGCACCUUAGAUUGAACAGUGCCUUGUUGAGCAGAAAGGAUUUCUGUUCAUACAAGGCAUGGUGUCUGAUUUUCCCGGGCUUCCCCCUACCUGCUGCAGCCCCAUGUCAUUUGCCAUGCUAUUUUGGAGAGUCCCCCAGCCCUCAGGAGCAGGGUUUUUUUGUGGGGGUGCUUUAAUAAGAAGGAGGAAUUGGUGAAGAACAUUUCCACCUUUGCAUCUUUAGAUCCAAGCCACAGUGUGCAUUGGCCCUUGCCCCAUUAAUGAUUCCUUUUAAUUUUACUGUAGAUGAACAGUAUAUCGAAAGCAAAGAAAUUGGUUGAGAAAGCAAAGGCUCUAAAGCAUAACAGAGCAACGAAGAUUACUGAAGAGAUAUUACCCGUGCCUCUGCGACGCUCUUCUAGACAACAGGCCUUGACUGAAAAGAAAAAGUCACAGAACACAGAAGUAAGUCCAUAAACUCUGUCUUAUAUAUGGAAUCAGCAUUGUUGUUCACUUGCUUUAAGCAACAGUUUGUCUUUGACCUGUUCUCUGUUCUGUAGUAUAAGGGGUUUGAAUAAACUUGUAGUCGUUGCUAUGAGUUUGUCUGAAAACAAUUUUUUAAAGUAUCUGUUCUAGUGAUAAAGUAGAUGAGUGUAAACCAGGGGUCAACAAACUUUUUCAGAAGAGGGCCGGUCCACUGUCUCUGAGACCUUGUGGGGGGCUGGAUGGACCCCCUCCCAAAAGCACCUCCCCGCUGAUGCCACUCACACCGCCGCCGCCUCAUCUUCAGCAGCGUCAGCACCCUCUGUCUCGGUGGUGCGCAGAGCCCAAGCCGCUGGCCUGGGCGGCGGAGGCAGCCUCCGCACCACUGCCGCUUCCUUCCCUCUCGGCUGCUUUCUCCCACUCAGCCGCCUCAGUGGGAAGGAAGGGGCGGAGCCCAGAGGCACCCAUGGCUUCUGAUUGGCUGCAGGAGCUUCCGUGCUGCGUUGCAGAAGUCAGUCUCCGCGCUGCGAGGCCGCCACGCCACACCUGUUUAGCACAGGGACUGACCGACUGGGCAGCAAGGUUCGCGGGCCGGAUUAACGAGCCUGGUGGGCCGCAUCCAGCCUGCGGACCUUAGUUUGCCGACCUCUGGUGUAAACACUGAGAUUAAUUUCAUGAAUAACUGAAAAUUGUUUGCUCUCACUUUUCAGCCAUACUCCAAUAAAUGCUGAUGAUCACAUUUUAGGUGAUUGUUAGUGUUCUUGAGUAUUUGCUAUAAUAAUAUAACAUUUCCUUAGCUUAUGAAAAGUAAGCAGAAAUUGUAUAGUUUCUUCUAACAUUUUCAGUGAACGUAUAACACGGUUUCUAUAAAAAAUGAACUUUUUGUUAACUGUACCUAUGCAAUGUGCUUCCUUGAUCUCUCACUAGUCCUGUUCUACACAAGGAAAAAUGAGAAAGGGAAAGUGGCUUGUUCACUGUUACCAAGUGAAUUUAAUGCUGAACUUGAAUUGAGCUCAAGUUCCACAUCCAGCUGUGCAUUAGUUUUUGCAUACUACACUGAGUAGAUAGAGAGGCUCAUUUUUAUUUGAUGUAAUACUGACAGAAGUUUGUAUGAAAUACAACUGUUCAUUUGAAAUAUAGUAGCAGCCGAUACCAUAAAAAUAUAGAAACCAAAUGCAAGUUGCUGAAGCUUAUUUUGUUACUUAGUAUCAUGUGUUUCGGUUUGCAUUCAUUUAUAUUUGCUUUUAUAAAAAAUGUUGUGCACUACCCUAGAAUUUUCUGAUACUUUAAAUAAAAUGAAAUAAAUGUCUAGUGAACUGUAGUGUAUGCAAGAGCUCUAUAGAAGCAUGUAUUUUUGCAUUCUCUUCCUUGUCAGGGACUAUGCACUGGGAAUGUGUGAGUUAUCUAACAGCGGCAAGAGCUUUUUCAUGCAGGGCUCCAUAGGCACAAAAAAAUUACUUGGGGGUGGAUGGGUUGGGUUGUUGCUGUUUUGAUUUUGAUUAUGUAUUUUGUGGUUUUAUAUUUCGAUUUUAUUCUGUGAAACACCCUGAGACCUGUAAUAUUUACCCUGUUUGUGUUCAGGAUUCAGUGAUUUUUCUGGAUUCAAGUCCUGUUUCAGAAAAUGUGAACAAUCCAAAGAAACUUCGAAACUUGAAUGAUGUAUUGGGGAAGAAGACUGGAAAUGUGAAGACAGCUAUGAAAUCAAAUGGUACCAAAUUUUACUCACUAACUUUCCAAUUUCUAGCCCAUACUUCAGUGUUUCAUAAAAUUGGGAUAGGUUACAAUGAUAAAACAACUCACAAUUUAAAUAAUAGCAUUUUUAAGGCAUUGGAGCAAAAGCAGGUGGACACUUCUUUAAUUUUCAACUCACUGCAUUGUGUUAGCCACUAUGUGGGCUGCUAUAAAACCCUGGGGAAAGAGGUACGUCUUCAAGUGGUGUCAAAGGUAAGCAAUAUCAACACCAAGCCUAAAUUAAUGAGAAGGGCAUUCUACAAUCAGGGUGCCACCACAAAGAAGGUUCCUAGUCUAUGUCACCACACAGUGUCCUUCACUCAACAUGAGAUGAGUACAGUAUUAAGCAACUAUCACAGAGCCAAAAUAUAUUGAAAUGUUGGAGAUCUUUGAUCUCCCAUCUCUUUAUAUGUUUUUAAAAGCAGCCAUUGGAGUUAUUUAGAUUGGGACCAUGAUGCUAGGGGCAAAGUUUAGCCCUCUCAAGCUGCACUAUUUGCCCAAUGAAUAUAGCCUCAAUGGGUGGGGAGGUUCAUGUUAUGUGCCCCAUUAAGGUAAUACUAUCUGGAUUUUGUGUGUUAGUAUGUGUUACAGGUAUAACCCUGUUGGUUGUCUUCUCCUGUUGGGGGCGGGGUUUGGUAUCAAUUUUACAUGCAUAAUGAGAGAAAUGCUUGUGCAGAUGGUCAGAACUUAAAAUACAGCUAAAACAUGUUUAUGAGCAGAUGCUAAACAAUUAAGUUCACAGGAGUUUUGUGCAGUGUUCUGAAAACUUCACAUUCCUAAUAUUUUUUCCUAAAAUUUGUAACAUACUUCCUUAAACUAUAAAUAUGAAAAUGAAAUUGUUCGCUUUUUCUGAAAUAUGUGCACCCUGGUACACAUGCUCAUUCAGGUAACUGUUUUGUGGUCACAGAAUAUUAAGAUUUUCAGAAACCGAGAGAAUAUCUGUCCUAUGUAACACAGAACCAUGGAAUUCAGCUAAAAUAUACAUAGUUAAUAUAUCAUCAGGGAAAUUAAAUAGUAUAAUUUUGAAAACAUUUUAUGUUAUAAUUUAAGAAUCUGAGAUAUAGUGUGCAGCUAAUUAUUAUUGUGGUUAAUUUGAUGUAUAUCUAUCUGUUCCUUCCAUAACUUCAUAUUGCAGCACAGAGUUAGGGCUAUAUUUGUGCCUUGCUAAUCUUGGCAAUAUUUUACUUUUAAAGGCAAAGAGAAAGUGUCUUCAUCAAUUAGGAAAAAGGUCCAGAAGACUACAGAUGCAGCAAUUUAUGUUUUGGAUGAAAGCAGGUCAGUUUGUCACAUAUAUCCUUGUAGUAAUUUACAAAGCCCUGAACAACUUAGGUCCAGAGUACCUCAGGGACUGUCUAAACCCUUCUAUCCCAGCACGAUCACUGUGAUCAUCUGUAGGAGCAUCACUGCUCAUUCCCCAAGCUGGUGAGGCUCAUUUGACCUCAAGAAACUGAGCCUUUAAGUGUCAUUGGCUCAAUAUUAUGAAAUACUCUGCCAAUAGGCACCUUCUGUUUCAAGUUUUAAACACCUGCUGGAAACAUUUCUGUUUCAUCAGGCUUAUGCAGGCAAUUAAGAAUUUCCUAUUUCCAUAAUAGCUGAUUUCAACUUUUUAAUAUGGCAUUUAUAUUAUGGUUUUAUUAUAUAUUAUGAUACGAUUUAUUAUAUAUUAUGGUACGAUUGUUGUAAACUGCUCUGAUACUUUUUAUGACUAGAAAUGAGGUGUGUGUGUGUGUGUGUGUGUGUGUGUGUGUUAAUGAAUGAGAUGGAAGUGCAUAAAUCCACACCCAUUUUUAUAGAACCAUGAGCAACAUAAUGGAAUGAAUGGGCUGUUCAACUAGAACUGGAGAGACCCAGUUUUCAACCCCUGCUCAUCCAUGAAGCACACUGGGUGACCCUGGACGUCCCCUUUCUCUCAGCCCAGCUUAAUCUUACAGAGGGUGAAAUGUGGCGGUGUGUUUCACUGUAUUCAAACCUGAGCCCCUUGGAGGAGAAGUGUGUUAACAUUAUUAGUACACAAGUGGAAACAUGGUGAAAGGGUUGUCUGGUGCAAUGUAACAAGCAAGGAUGCAGCAUAAAGUGGGUGGCAGGAGAUUUUUGAUGGUUCUUCUCAGAGCUGCAUGCUCCAGAGAACAGUCAGUAAUUGUAGGCAAGUAGUAUUUGCCUACAAUCCUGCCAACCUAGCAGUUCGAAAGCACGUCAAAGUGCAAGUAGAUAAAUAGGUACUGCUCCAGCGGGAAGGUAAAUGGCGUUUCCGUGCGCUGUUCUGGUUCACCAGAAGCGGCUUAGUCAUGCUGGCCACAUGACCCGGAAGCUGAACGCCAGCUCCCUCGGCCACUAAAGCGAGAUGAGCGCCGCAACCCCAGAGUCGGCCACAACUGGACCUAAUGGUCAGGGGUCCCUUUACCUUUACCUUUACCUUUACCUUUAUCUUUACCUAGUGUUUCGGAGAAACUUUCCUCCCAUUACUGAUCAUAUCAUUGUAGAUUGUGGUAAGCUGCUCAGGAAUCUUCAGGUUCUUCUGAACAAUUCCAAAGCCUUUGCUGCAAGGAAUGCAAACCAAUAUUAAAUAGUGAAGCUUAUCUGCUUUUGGUUGUCACUUCCACCUAGUGAUCAAGAUUCUGAAAAUUCUCAAGAUGGCAAGCAGUUCAAAGCGAAACGUGAAUUUUUAAUGAGUGGUUUGCCAGAGUCUUUAAAAAGGCAGAUUGCAAAGAAAGCAGCAGCAUUGGAAGCAUAUUCGUCAAUUAAUUCCUGUUUUCGAACAGUGGUCCAUGUUCAGCAGAAGGACUGUGGUGAGUAUUGACUUCCUGAAGUUCUUGCAGUGACUACAUUAUUGGAGCUUUUGCCUUAAAAUAACGUUUAUUGACUUUUUGUUACUACAAGAGACUAACAAAUGUUUGGGUGGCAUAAAUUUAGAUGAGUUUCAUAAAACUAUACUUUCGGGUUUUACCGCGUGCACAUUCACAGAAGCGGCGCCUCCAGAUAUGGACUUUUCGGGGUAAGUACGGACCCCCGGGACGAAUUAAGUUCGUAUCUGGAGGGUCCACUGUAUGAAUAAAAAACGUCCACACACUUUGCAAUUGCAUGCAUGCGUUUGGGAGGGAUACAAUUGCAUUUUUGAAGUUAGGGGUUCUAAAUAGCUAUAGGGCAGGGUUUGUAGCUCACUUGUGAAUUGACAUUUGUGUUAUUUUACAGAGAUUGAGUCAUGUUUACAUUUUUGAGCAGUCAGGGCAGGUAAAGGAUGUUGGACAGCUUUUUUAAAAAACCCAAGUUUUACGAAAUGUGGAGAAAAUGGAAGAUGGAACUUGACUUACUAAGUUAUGCCUCUGUCCCCAUGAGGAAUAGCUUUCUCUGUGUUAUGUGACUGUGUGUGCAUCUACCACUGGAUGCAGGUUCUGACAGCUUUUCCUGUUAUAAUGUGGCUCUCAGGCUAGACACUGUUCACACUCCUAGCUUAGAAGAUGAUUGCCUCUUACUUUGCAGGAACUUGAAGAUGAAAAGAGCAGUGAGAAUGGUGACAGCUUCUUUCAUAACGAAGAAGGCAGCGACAAAAACAAGCACUAAUUUAGUCCUUCCUCUGCUCCAACUAUAGACAUUAAUGCUGCUAAAUGUUCUUUUUAAUAGUUGGGAGAAAUAGCAUACGAUCAGAUAAUUUUUUGUGCUUCUCUAGAGAUGUAUCAUAUUAGAAGAAGAGUAGCUGUGUAGAAGAGCCAUAAGAGAUAAAAUGUUAAGGACAGCUUGCAUAGGAGCAACCUAGAUAUAAAGAUGCACCCAUUUUAAGAAGCAGAUAUUGGUUUUUUAACAGCACAUAUGGGACUGCAAAGUGCUGACAGUGCAUGCCAGGGUAAGUGGAUCACUGGUUUUAGUUAAAGGGACCUACCUGCCAAGUUCUUUUAGUUCAAGUGUCUGAAUUCAUCUGAGUCUGAAUUCAUCCUUUUUGUGCUGCACUGUCUGUAAUGCUCUUUGCAAGGAGCCUGGCUACUAUCAACAAAGAGUUUUACCAACGGGUGAAUAUUCUUCUAUAAUGUAUUCCUUGUUACCUAUUUCUAAAACCCCGCUUGCUAACUGAGUCUUUAUUCUUUCAUAGGAUGUUUGAUGUGGAGGUUGGCACCACCCUCAUCACCUCUUCUAACUAAUCUGAGAGAGGUGAAUUCUGAAGUAACUGAUAUUGCAAAACUCACUUUUCUGCUUGGUGAAUUUUCUGUGUUAAAAACACAGCCUGACAGUACUGAUUCUCCAAUUGUUGUGGUUAGUAUUUACAAAUCUUUAUUGCCAUGAUGGCUUUCAGUUCAGUUGAUCUGUUGUUAUGAAAGCUCUUAUCAUUUUGUUUUUAUUAAAUUGAAACGUAGCAGCUUAAUGUUUUUAAAUUCCAGAGAUCACGUACUUCCUGGUGUCUGUUAGUGUACUACUAAACUCUGUUUUCUAUCUUCAAAAAUAUUAAUUGGGUAUAAAUAUAUUGUGUUGGUUUUUUUCUGUUUUAUAGUCUUCUGGAUGGCGACCAGUUUUUUCUGAAACACAAAGGAAUUGUUUGUUGGAGGAGAUUCAGUCUUCCAAUGCCCAGUUUCCUGUGAAACGGUUUUUUCAUUUGCUGUUGAAAAAACAAGCUGCUUACCAAACUACUAAACAAGGUUGGCAAGUAUAUGUAACUGACAUGUAAAAUUCAGGCAUGGGUAGCAAGUAAAUUUCUAGUAGCACAAUCCUAAGCAUGUUUGCUGUUAAUCGUUACCACUGCAGUCCCUUCCCCUAGAGGGGGCAGACAAAGUGGAGGCCUGGCUAUAUUGAAGCAUUUUUGCUCAGAAAUAAAGCCUGUUCAAUGGAACUUACUCACAGGAAAGUAUACACAGGAUUUCAGCCUAGGGGACUUAAAAGAUCUUUGCAGGAGUCUGUGCCUGCAUGCAAGCAGAGUCUUUCUUCAAGCAAGUAGUGGUAGUGGUGGUUUGGUUUUCUGCUGACAGCACCCCCCACUUCCUCAUGGGUGUUGCUGCUCCACAGAGAUCUUCAGGUAGUGGGGCCAUGUCUUAGAACAUGGGGUUGCAUGGGGGAGCUGGAAAAACCCCACGCUCUUGUGGAACACAGUACUUUGCAUAUUAGCCAGCGUGACUAAAGCCUAUUUGUCUAUAUUAGUUGGUGGUGGCAAGAGUAAGAGGUGCUAGGAAUUGUUCAGCGGUAUGACACGUUGCAUGUUUUGUUUUUCUUUGUCUAGCAAUGCAAUGUGAAGCUGUUAGCACUGGGACAAAUGCAGACUCUGACAAUCGAAAAGCAACCAAAAGAAAACGAAAAGCUGAAGAUCACAAAUCCAAAAGGAGGAAACAAAUUGGAAAAGCAGAGAUUAAACUUCCAGACCAGGUUCCAUGUGAAACACAGACUGGCAUGGGAAACAUAAUCCCCAUAAUAAAUUUAGAUGAGACAGAAGACUCUGAACUUGGAUCAGAAAGUAGUUUUGCUUCUGGUAACUUACACUUAAUCCAUAAUAUUUUAGAACAUAUUAAGCAUGCCUGUUGUGAUUAAGAACAUAGUUCUUAUUUAACUAGAUGUGGAAGUGAAUCCAUUCUAAAAUGGCUAAUCUGAAAUGUCCUCAAAUUAAUACAUGUUGUGCUCAAGAUGACAAAUUCUUUAAAAAGGUAAAGGACCCCUGGAUGGUUAAAUCCAGUCAAAAGUGACUAAGGGGUGUGGUGCUCAUCUCGCUUCAGGCCGAGGGAGCCAGCGUUUGUCCACAGACAGCUUUCCGGUACCUGUUUAUCUACUUGCACUGGCGUGCUUUCAAACUGCUAGGUUGGCAGGAGCUAGGACGGAGUAAUGGGAGCUCACCCCGUUGCGGGGAUUUGAACUGCCGACCUUUCGAUCAGCAAGCCCAAGAGGCUCAGUGGAUUAGACCAUAGCACCAACGGCGUCUUUAAAAAUAUAUUUAUAUUAUAUUUAUUGCAAGAGCACCAUAUUUCAAUAAACCUGUUUGCAUAUAAUUCACUUUCUCUUGCUCCUGACAUAAUAAGUGAGUUUAUAUAUUGCAGCUAAAUCCUGAAUUCUGAAAAACCACUCUGACAAGGGCAGGGGGAAACUAUAUUAUAUUCCAAUAAGUUGGGAUUGACAUUCUGACUGCUGUUAACAGAACAGUGACAUUUCAAAGUCCACCUUAUCAGCGCAGUCCUCUUACGUAAUGAAAGAAUAUAUUUAACAGGUUCUUCAGAACCUCAUACCCUGUUUUUUUUUAUGACAAUUGUUAUAUGGAUAUUUGUGAAGUUACAGUAUAUUGAUUCACAGAUAACCUUAUUGGAACACAUCCCAGUAGACCUAAAAGGAAUUAAUGUACUUUAAAAAAUAAGCACCAUGACUUUACCAGCUGCCUUCUCUAUGAGUGAAAAAAAUGCUUUUUAUGGUUUCUGGAAGAAAUUGCUGGGAGCGGGACACUGGGAGCAGCAUACAGGAAGGGGAAUCUAUAAUACACACUUGCUUUUUGCUUCGCCAUUGGGAUCUUUGAGUCCAUUCUCCUGAAUUAUGGUACUAUUUUAUUGUAAGUUAGAUUGCUGAUUUAAAAAUGCAAAUUAUAUAUUCAAGAGUGUCUUAACCAUUUGCCUUUAGUUUCUUGCAAACAUAAAGCUGUAACUUUCAAUCCAGUUAUUUUCAGAUCCACUUAUUCUGAAGCCUUCAGGGUUAGUAGCUCGAGCAUUUGUCUUUGCGUUUAUGUUUGUCAAAGGAUCUGAUAAUCAGUAAUACCGAUUAAUAUUCCAGUAUCCCGUGCUGUCAAUUUGACAGUUACUUCUGUUGAAAAUAGUAGAACUCCCUUUCAAGUAAUGCAUCUGAGACUGAAAUGUAAAACAUUCUAUAAAACGUUGUCGGAUGAAGCUACAGGGAGGGCCCCCCCCUUAAACCGCCGCAGCUUUGACCUAUAAAUAUUGAUCACAAUUUAUUUCACUGUUUCCUUUCUGUAGGCCAGACAUUUGGGCUAAAAACAUCUUCAGAAAAUGAAAUAAUAAAUCUUCCUUGUUUCUGCUUGGGGUAAUCAUUAAAAUAGGUAAUUUCUGUGUUCAUAAUCUGCAGAUUUUUCAAAUGAAGAUGUGCUCUGGACAGAAAAAUACCAGCCACAGCACUCCAGUGAACUUGUAGGAAACACAGCAGCAGUUCAAAAACUACACAGGUUAGAAACUGUUGAAUUUCUUGUAUCUUUUUUUCCUUUUGAAGCAGGACCACCUGGAGGAAUUUUAUCUUUAUGCUUUCCAUAUAAUCAGUUAUCCACGUAUCCAUAUAUAACCAUAUAUCUUUAUGAUGAUUUUACAUAAUCCAUGUUUGAAUCAUGAAGGUUUCUGCACAGCUAAAUGCAAAAUGCUUAGAUUUGGAAAAUCUAAAAUGACCUCUGCCCCAGUUCUCUCCCCUUGUUCUUCUUAUGUCCUCAAAAGUCUCGCCACUAAAACAGGAAAAUGCUAACCACAAGUGUCCCUGUAUAACAGAUGUUGUGUAGGAGAAGUUAUCAACAGCGAAAACGGCCGAAUACAGUUCCUUUCUCUUUAGGUUUCCUUUCUCCUUUUACCAUAAACCAGGGGAAAGGUCGGACUGAUGUACAGACUGAAGAAAGCAGAAGUUGUGAGGGAACUCUUUGUAUGAUCAGGGGCAAGGCUUGAAUGUGCUCAUUAGUUUUAUUUUUGCUGCCGUUUGCGAUUGUAUUCGAUUAUGUCAUGUAUGUACUCAGGUAUAAAGCCUCAGGGCACUAGAUCUGGGGUGCCCAGUCUCUGGAAACGAUUCCACUGGGUCAGUUAUUGCUCAGCAAUAAAUAUCACUUUCUUUUUCUCCACUGCUGUGUCUGUCAAUUCUUGGACACAAUCUGAUUGGGUCACAGGUACUUUAAAAAUCAGUGCAACACUUUUAAGUGCUUAUGGCAGCAACUGGGUUUCCCUCCAGAUUUUUGUGAUAUGUUUUGCUAGUUAAAGGUCAUUCUGGUUAACUAGGUGUGACUCUGCACCGUGUUGGCAUAGGAGAGUACCUGAGUAUGUGGCUUGAGCCAGUCUCCUAACUGGUUAGGAAAAUUGACAGUGUUAAGCGUAUAUCAGCUCAGUAGCUGGGAUUCUGUUGGGUCCAUGCUGGCAGCUUCAUGAAGCUCCUAAACGACUUUUAUAAACACCUUUCAGUUUUAAAAGCACUGCGGGUUUCACAUAAGAACCCCACCCCCUGGUGAAAACAGUCUCUGGUUAUGUGCUAUUCCUUCUCCCUACCACCACCCUUUCAGUGUCGUGUUAGAACACACCGCACAUUUAGAUAGUGGCUUAAUUUGCAUAACAUCCACGCAUGACUUCAGCGGCUUCUCCCACUCCCCAGUUUCUCAGCUUGUCCUGCCAUCCAGACCAAAGAUUGUGGUUUAUAACCCACUCGGUCCAAUUUAUUUAUUUUUCAGUAUUUAUAUCCCACCCUUCAACUAGUGGUUGCAGAAAGUCAGCCUUCGCCAACGGGAACAUUUUGGAGAGCAGAAACUGAUGAAGACGACAAUUAAUAAUACCACAUAUAUAACUUAAUAACACAGAUUCUCUGACGCAGUACUUCAUCCGAUACGAAAUUAUCUCUUGUGUCUUUAAGGGAAAGCAAAAAUAACAGCUGCCAGUCCUGCUCAUGCAUGUGUUGCUAAGCCAUAGCUUAGCGUGAAAAGAGAACCAGUCUUAUACGUCCCGGUAAAUAGUACAAAUGUGCACAAAGACACCAAAAUAGUCCUAUGUCUUUAUUUUUAGGUGGCUAUGUGAAUGGAAAAAAAGAGCUGACUGUGAAGAAGACAGAACUCAAAAUGAAGCAAAAGGUGGCAGCCAAGAUGGUACUUCAGAACCUUUCUUCAAUCUGUAAAAUAAUGAGUUUUAUAUUAAUAAAAAUGAUUUAUUUCAGAAACCAAAUGAAGACUUAUGAGUUGGAUGUAAGCUUUAUAAUAUGUAAGAUUGUUUUAAAUUUUGUUUCAUCUAGGGUUAUUGGUUGUUGCUUUUUUUAAAAAAAAUGGAAGUUAGUUUGAGUUUGCUUUUUUUUUCUUAGAAAGGGAGGCAGAAAAAAUAUAUAAAAUAACACAGCCAAAUGUGUGUGUUUACUCUGACAUACCGUACUAGAAUCCUUUGACAAUGCGGAUUUUAAAGAUGAGAAGUCGGACAGCGAGGAAGAGAGUGUUCUUUGCAAUACAAUGCUGCUUAUCGGUCCCCCAGGCAUCGGGAAGACAGCAGCGGUUUAUGCCUGCGCACAGGAGCUUGGCUUCAAGGUUUGUAUUGGGUAGCUACUUACAUAACAAAUGUGGAACCUGCAAAGUGAUUUUAGCAAAUCUUAAUUUUAUAACAUUCUUGCAGAUAUUUGAAGUUAAUGCUUCUUGUCAGCGCACCGGAAGGCAGAUUCUCUCCCAGCUAAAGGAAGCUACUCAGUCUCAUCAGGUGGACAAACAAGGUGUAAAUGUUCAUAAGCCAUGCUUCUUUAACAACUACAGUAGCACUAAAUCACCCAGUAAGUAAUGAGCUUCUUUGUUUUAUCAGUAGAGAAGUGAAAAAAAUUGGUUGGAACGUGUAUUUAUUUUUUAAGAUUUUAUGCACCACACCAUUUUUUUAAAAAAAUGAGUUUCGGGGCAGUGUACUGUCACAGUUGCUGACUAAAAGGAAUCUAUGCUGUAAAAUAAAUGCCUUAAUUUUCAUGUAGGCAGAACUCAGGUGUCAGCUUGUCAUGGUUGCCAUUUAUAGAAGUGGUAUACGUACAUUUUGAUGGUAUAAUACAUAUUGCUAAUUGGAAGAGAGUGAGGUUGACCUCCUCCUACUUCCCCUUCCCUGGCCAAUAUCCCAAACCUCUGCUGCUGGGCUGCAGUUAAUAAGGAGCAGUGGUGAGAGAAAGUCUUGCCCUUGGUUUCCUCAUGAUGGCUGACUGUCAGCUCCGUGCCAAGGGAAUGAGGGUGCUUCCUUCUCACAGUUCUGUUCAUCAGGGCAUCCCCUAUCCCCCCACACCUUGCCCAUAGCAGUAGUACCUCCUGGCAGGCACCAUGGGAGCACACUUUUUCCAACACCACUGGGCCACAUGGUUACUUCAGAUUGUACGUGGCGUACAAUCCGGAGGUAAGGAGAGUGGAGUGCACCUUAGUACCAUGGCCAAAUAAUGGGAGCUUUUAAUAUAUAAAUGGCACUUCAGAAUUUCUGGUCAUUCUGACCACCUAGUGUUUAUGAGUAUUAUGAAGGUGCAUAAGUAUCAUGGCCUAGGACCCUCGUACCUACGGGACCGCCUCUCCCGGUAUGCCCCACGGAGAGCCUCAAGGUCCAUAAAUAGCAACACCCUAGUGGUCCCGGGCCCUAAGGAAGUUAGAUUAGCUUCAACCAGAGCCAGGGCCUUUUCAACUCUGGCUCCGGCCUGGUGGAACGCUCUGCCUCAUGAGACCAGGGCUCUGCAGGAUCUGAUUUCUUUCCGCAGGGCCUGUAAGACAGAGUUGUUCCGCUUGGCCUUUGGCUUGGAGCCAAUUUGAUUCCCUCCCCCUCUUUCUUUUUUUCCUUUCUCUUCUUGCGAUGAGGCUACAUUUUAAUAUUUUAAUGUAUUUUAAUUUUUUUUUAAAGUUGUAUUUAUUCAACUUGUUUUUAUUAUUGCUUGUUAGCCGCCCUGAGCCCGGCCUUGGCUGGGGAAGGCGGGGUAUAAAAAAAUAUUAUUGUUAUUAUUAUAAGUAUUGCAAGACUGAUUUUAUGUGGAAUACCUGUAUCCUGCUUCAUAGCCCUGAGAGGCUCUUGCAGUAGCUUUUAAAAGAUUAUCAAAAUAGAACAUCAAUCAGUUUUGAGUACAGGGGACAGAAAUUGCAUGGCACCCGUAUGCAACCAGGAUAAUUUAGGCAGUAUUUGCAGACCUCGCCCUUGUUCUUUCAUGUUCCCUUGAGCAAGAUACUGGGAUUGGGCAGCUGAAUUUUGCUCUUCUGUGAUGGAAGCAGUCUGCCCUUGCUGGACAUGGCAGCACAUCUCACCACAGUCCUGCGAGGAAAGGGUGUGGGGUUCUGCAACUGGAUUAUGCAAGCCAAUGCUUUCUCUUUCAAGUUUAAGACAAAAAUAAAAUGUAUAUUUCAGGAAAAAGCUCUCCCAGAAAAGAGAAGUCCCCAAGAAAGUUUCCAGUUUCACCCAGAAAAGUUGGAUUAAAGCAAAGCUCGGCAUCCAAAACACUAGCAAACUACUUCAAAAUUUCUCCUAGGCCUAAGAAUGAAGAAGAAAGGGUGCAAGGAACCAACAAAGGUAGGUUUUUAACAUCACAUGCGUGUGCUUGAUCUUUGGAGAUGGGAAACAAAAGAUCAUAGUGUAUUUGUGUAGAAAUGAACUCCCAGCAUGUGUAAUCAGACAUGAAAACUGAGCUAUAAUCUAUGGCAGCCAUGUAGGGUGGUUGUUCAUUCUGCCAACUAAACACCUGUUGAUGUGCUAUUCCAGGUACAAAAGCAGAACAAUGUCCUCUCCCUCCCCUUAUUGGUCUUCCUUUUCCUCCCCCGCUUCCCCAACUAACACCCUCAAACUAAUUGAGGUGCUGGAAGCCACCGAUUCUUACAAGUUGCUUUAUAAAAAAAACUUUUUUCCCCUUUACAAACAAAUAUACUUCAGUGUAUCUCAGUGGUUCUUCGAGUAUGUAGAAAUAAUUGCCUUAUUUUGGAGUUUCGCUUGCAAACAGAUAGAAUGGAUUUAGAAGCACUGUGUAUAGCUUCCGUGGUCUAGCCCUGUGUUAGAACAGCGAAAUGAAAGUCACACGCAGUGCUCCCUGCCUCCUUUCUAUCCUUUCAGUACCAGCAGAGGAACAAUGAGAUCCAUGGGAGCAAUCUGUGUUAGUGGCUAUGUAUUCAAAACCAGACAAGUGCUAAAUCAAAAGGUUGCUGCUUGGGGGAUAAUUGCAAAUGUUACAAAAUGAAAAUGUAUAGAGCAUGAGCAAACUCUCGAUGCACCGCUUAGAUAUUACAAAUCAUUGUAAAAUCAGAUCUGAGAGGAAAGGCAAUCUGAAGAUAUUUUUAUGUAUAUGUGGCAGACAUCACACAUGCUUAAGUGAUUUUUUUGGCAGCUUUGCUGGACCUUUAUUUUCCACUGAUACAGAUCCUACUAUAUUAUUCAUGCAGGAUAUACAGAACGCUUGCCUAAAGAAAAAGUGCAGAUCCAAUCUUUAAAAAGGGAAACUGGAGAAGAGGAUUCCAGUAAAAAAAGUGCAACUUCUCUUAUCCUCUUUGAAGAGGUAAGACAUAAAUGCAGGUCUUGCUUUCUGAAGAAAAAGUUUCAGCACCAUCCAGAAUAAAGGAAGGAGGGCCAGAGUUGGCCAGCUAUGAUGUAUCUAUCUCCCCCAACUCCCAUAAUACAACCUUAAAGUAAAGGUAAAGCACCCCUGAGAGUUAAGUCCAGUCACAAACAACUCUGGAGUUGCGGUGCUCAUCUCGCUUUACUGGCCGAGGGAGCUGACAUUUGUCUGCAGACAGUUUUUCCGGGUCAUGUGGUCAGCAUGACUAAACCGCUUCUGGCGAAACCAGAGCAGCGCACGGAAAUGCCGUUUACCUUCCCGCUGGAGCGGUACUUAUUUAUCUACUUGCACUUUGACGUGCUUUCGAACUGCUAGGUUGGCAGGAGCUGGGACUGAACAACGGGAGCUCACCCCGUUGCGGGGAUUCGAACCGCCGACCUUCUGAUCGGCAAGCCCUAGGCUCAGUGGUUUACAUCACAGCGCCACCCGCGUCCCAUACAACCUUACUAUGGGUUAAAUCCAUUUGCACAAUGGGACUUCACAUUCCCACCCCUGCAGUCCCCAUACCCAACACCUACUUUGGAGGGGCCUCCAAGCUUCCAGAGCAAACGCUGGAUGGAGCAUGGGGUGCCACGGGGGGAGGGGGGAGCGGCGGACAAGAGGAAGAAUAAUUUCCUUUGCAUGAUUCACUCUGACACUUUUGCAUACAACCUUAGACAUUUUUCUUUUAAUUUUUUUUUCCAGCACAGUUUUUGUAGCAGUGCUCAAGUUUAUAUGGCAGCUCCCACAUUCUGUACUGCCUAACAUCAACUAUCUUUUAUUUUUUGAAGCUGGAUUGUAUUAAAUGAAUCAUCCUUAAUGUAUACAUAGUUUAUCACUCCAGAUAAAAUGACAACCCAUAGUUAAAUAAAAAGCAAAAGCUUCUGAGUGUCCCUGCAGGCUGAAGAACUGGGGAGGAGCUUAAGCUCAUUUAUGUUAAACACUAGACCAUGGUUUAACUUGAUGUCCAAACAUUCAUACAUUUUAUUUGUAUGCUGCUUUUCCACUAAAGGAUCAUGCUGAAAGUGGCUUACAACAAAGAGAUAAGGAUGCAUUUUAAACAUACACUACAAAACAAUUUUAUAAUAACUUAGCAAAACAAUAACGUAACAAUUUCAUAAUAACAUAGCAAAACAAUAACAUACAAAAAACCAAGAUUUCUUGUUUUUAAUAUUUUAGUAACAAGAUUACUUAAACAGCAUGUAGCAUCCAAUAGCAAAAAUAAGAAGGGAACGUCACAGUUUCACCAGAGUCCUAGAAACAUCCCUCUGUUGCUCACAGUGUCUCUCCUGCAGGAGCUUCUUUUAAGGCUUCCAAAUAUGAAAUCUGUUGGACAUUAUAUGAAUAAACACUUUCCACUUCUCAUAGGUUGAUGUAAUAUUUGAUGAAGAUGUUGGAUUUCUAAAUGCAAUAAAAACAUUCAUGAGCACUACCAAGAGACCUGUCAUUCUUACUACCAAUGGUGAGUAUUAUGAUUAUGAUGAUUCCAAGUAUCUUGUUAAUGCUUUGAAUAAGUGAACAUUAGAACAGUGAAAUUUCUGUUUUGGAGUUUGAGAAAACAGUUUGGAAUCUUGAAUUCAAGAAGGUUUCUCAGGCAAUGCAGGGGGGAUGCCUAACCCUUUUUCCUAUGGGUGCUUUCUGCUCAAAGUACAGUGGUGCCUCGCAAGACGAAAUUAAUCCGUUCCGCGAGUCUCUUCCUUUUGUGGUUUUUUCGUCUUGCGAAACACGGCUAUUAGCCGCUUAGCAGCUAUUAGCGGCUUAGCAGCUAUUAGCGGCUUAGCGGCUUUAAGAAAAAGGAAACAAACUCGCAAGAACUCGCAAGACGUUUCGUCUUGUGAAGCAAGCCCAUAGGGAAAUUCGUCUUGCGGAACGACUCAAAAAACGGAAAACUCUUUCGUCUAGCGAGUUUUUCGUCUUGCGAGGCAUUCGUCUUGCGGGGCACCGCUGUAACUGUUUACUUUUCAGUACCCUAUGCUGAGGGAACAAAACAUGCUGUUCCUUUUAUGGUUGUAGGCUGGUCUCUCUUAGAAACAGCAUAGUGGAUCUAAUUCAUUCUGCAACCCCAUUUGUUGUGCCCACAUUUUGUCUUUUCUAAGUCUCGCCCCACAAGUCAGCACCCUACUUCUGUUUCCACCUUUAUCUUUGUUGUUCACCAUAUUACGCGGGUGGCGCUGUGGUCUAAACCACUGACCCUCUUGGGCUUGCAGAUCAGAAGGUCGGCGGUUCAAAUCCCCGCGAUGGGGUGAGCUCCUGUUGCUCUGUCCCAGCUCCUGCCAACCUAGCAGUUCGAGAGCACGCCAGUGCAAGUAGAUAAAUAGGUACCGCUGUGGUGGGAAGGUAAUGGCGUUUCCGUGUGCUCUGGUUUCCGUCAUGGUGUCCCGUUGUGCCAGAAGUGGCUGGCCCCAUGACCCGGAAAGCUGUCUGUGGACAAACACCGGCUCCCUUGGCCUGAAAGUGAGAUGAGCAUUGCAACCCCAUAGUCACCUUUGACUGGUCUUAACUGUCCAGGGGUCCUUUACCUUACCUUACACCAUACUACACAAAAUGUAGGGCAGUUCUUUACCUGUUUUCACACUGAGUGAACUCUUCCUCUAGGACUUCUAUAAAUGUUGGCAGAACAGCAGUGGGAGCUCUUUUCCUAUUCAAGAGCUAUUGGAGAGUAGAAUAAUUGAAGAUUGGCUUCUGUCUCUCUCUUCCCCCCCGCCCCCUGGCAUGCAUCUUGUUCUCCUUUUCUCCUGUUGUAAUAUACGUUAACUAUAAUAUGUUCAGGGCUCACAUUUUAAUAUUACAUUAAAAUAAUUCUCAAUGGUCAAAUUUUAAAAGGCUUUACUUCUGAAUCUUUUGUGUAGAUCCAUCAUUUAGUUUAAUAUUUGAUGGUUGCCUUGAAGAAAUCACCUUCAGUAUACCUUCUAUGGUAAGUCUUUCACUUUUGGAAUAUAAAAUAAGUAGUUUACGAUUUCAUAGUAUGACAAAACGUGGACCCGACUAUUAUUGCAACUGCAGUUGAAUUCAUAGAUUUGUGAAAUUUGUGCUUUAGUUAAAGCAUCACCCAUGCAAGGGGUUUUAAGACAUUGUUGCAAUGACACCAAAUCUUUACAAAUAAUGCACCAUACAGCACAGUUGGCUUAUAGCCAUCUACUUUUUAGUAGUUAAAUAAGAUUUAACACUGCAGUUAGGAACAUAGGAAGCUGCCUUAUACUGAGUCAGAUGAUUGCUCUAUCUAGCUUAGCUUUGUCUGCACUGGCUGGCAGCAGCUUUCCAGUCAUACCUGGAGAUGCUGGGGACUGAACCUGAGACAUUCUGUAUGCAAAGCAGAUGCCCUACCAGUGAGCUACAGCUCUUCCCCUAAAGGUUCAAAUUUUGCUUACAUGUGCUGUAUUUAAACACUACCCAUUCAUGGCAGACAGCAUUAGUUAGUAGGUACAGAUUCUUAGCAUGUAAAGUAACAUUCUGCUGUUGUGCUUCUUUUCCAAAUUGUAUUACUAAUUUUUGAAUCUGUUUUGUUUUAGAUAAAUGUUGCCAGCUAUCUCCAAGUUCUCUGUUUGGCUGAGAACUUAAGAAUGGAUAUAAGAGAUCUUGCUGCUUUGUUAACUGCAAAUAAUUGUGACGUCAGACAAAGUAUUCUAUACUUACAGUUCUGGGUUCGGAGUGGCGGCGGCUAUUUAAAAGAAAAAGGUAUGGUACUGCGCAGCAAGUCUGCUCAGCUGGGGUAGUGAACAAAGUAGUUCACAUGUCAAAAGUGUUUGUUGUUGUUCACCUGGUAAACAGUUAAAAUGCUUUUUAAAAAUCCACUUUAUUUGUCUAUUAGAAAGAACAAUAGAACUGGUAAGAAAAUGUUGCAAUGUAUCCUUGAUCCCUAACAGACAGCUCUUGUUCCAGCUAGCUUAUGUCCUCCUCCAGGAUACUAAAAUGUAAGGAGACAAAGCAGGCCAAUUCAUUGUCCUUCCCCCUUGGUUUUUUUUGUUUCUUUUUCCAGCUGAUGGCAUUCUCGGGCUGCUUUUUGGGGUAUUUUUAACGUUUUUAACUUCUGCAUACAUCUGCUUUCACCUGAGUAUAUGGCACCCUUUAGGAUCCAAUCCUGUUGGCACUCAGUCACCAGAAUUUGUUAUUAGAGAGAAUUAGUGUGAUUUUUAUUGGAUAGAUGAAGAAGCAACAUAGAACAGAUGAGGAAAUUACAGAAUGAAGCUGCAACAAGGGGAAACUAGACUAAAAGAAGUAAACAAUCAAAUGAGUAAUGGCAGCAGAGAAAAUAUCCAAAUUUCAAAAAAUCUAUACCAAGAAUUUUUUUUUUUAAAAAAAGGAACAGAACUGCUACACUGCUGUCAGAGCUUAUCAUUGUUAUGAAUUCCAUUUGAAACUCUUGUUUAUAGGAGGAGAGAGAGAGGUAAGUGGCAAAGAACAGAUUAUUUGCAUUGAAGAUGCAACCAGCUCCAAGAUCAGUAAACCUGGCCCUCCAGUGACUCUUCCAAAAUGUGACACUGGCUGCACUGAGAACUUGCUUGGCCUUAAGAACAUCUUUUUGCCUUCCGAAGAUUUGUUCCAAUUUCUUAAGGUACGUUUCUUUUGGUACAAUGAACUUCCCUAGGGCAUGCUGCUGAUUAAUGACAUAAAUGAAACAGAAUACUAUUACAACAAAUUGUAUUGUGGCAUCUCAAAGACUUUUUAAAAAAAUGUUUGGUCAUGCAUUUUUGUAGGUGGAAGUCAAAUUAGCACUAUCCAAGUAGAAUGGAUGAGCAACCAUGUUGGUACAUGAAAAAUACUUUAGAGAGGGAACUCCUAGGGAAUUAAACACACGCACACACAAAUAUUGUUUACUCACUUAAACCAAAGUUGCACACUUCUGCGCUCAUAAUGGCUGCUUUAGAAAAUACUGUUUCAUCUGGUUUAUUGUUUAUUGCUUUCAUGCUUUAGAGCAGGCCUGUCCAACCGAUCUACAGAGCCAGUGUGGUGUAGUGGUUAAGAGCGGUAGUCACGUAAUCUGGGGAACCGGGUUCGCGUCUCUGCUCCUCCACAUGCAGCUGCUGGGUGACCUUGGGCUAGUCACACUUCUUAGAAGUGUCUCAGCCCCACUCACCUCACAGAGUGUUUGUUGUGGGGGAGGAAGGGAAAGGAGAUUGUUAGCUGCUUUGAGACUCCUGAAGGGGAGUGAAAGGCGGGAUAUCAAAUCCAAACUCUUCUCCUUCAAUUGCUGGGCGUCCCUGGUUGAUUGCGGGAUCCACCCCCCCCCCCAAAAAAAGCUCAACAAUUCUGGUCAACCCAAUGGGUAGAUCACUGCCAGUUUAUUUAUAGUUGGGGGUAGAUCGCAGUCUCUUGGAAGUUGGACACCUCUGCUUUAGAGUGACUGUAUAUGCUACAAAUCUGUUAAGGAAAAUUUUAUAACUUAUUCGUUAAUUCCAUCUUUCACAGCAUGAAAUCACAACAAAAGAAGACUGGAGUAGACUGACAGAUCUGCUCACAGAAUUCCAGAUGAAGAAUAUAGACUUUAUUUAUAGUAAUCUUGAAUUCAUUUUACCUUUACCAGUUAAUAUACUUCCAGAACCAAUGCUAAUGGCUAAUCCUUCAUGUAACACAGUUACAGAAAACGAUUCAAGUAAUAAGUCUUUGGACAGCGAUUGCUUAGAGGAAACAAGCCCUGUGAAAAAGGUUAAACGGACAAAACGCCAAAGAAUUACAGCUUUCUUAGAUGAUAGUGAUUUAUUUGAAAGUGAUUUAGACUAUUCUGGUUUCAUUACUUUACCAUCUGGCAUGCCUAGUUCAUGCUUGGAAGAAGAAAAGGGUGGACUGGAGCCUGCGAUGGGUAACACAGCAGCACUAGACAGUGGAACGCCAGCGAAAGCAAAGAGCUCUGCACCAGCAUACCAGUGCCUAAAUUCAGUAACUGAAUUUGUGGACAACAUGUCUUUCUUAGAUUAUUGCUUCAACAGGAGGUGUCAGGAAUCAAAACAAUCAUGUAACUAUGAGGAAUUUAUUUGGACAAAAGGGAAGAUAAAAAAUGGUCUGUCAGAUGAGUUCAGCAUGGAGCAUGAUGACUGGUGGAACUUCAAAAGCUCUGCUGAGCUGAAAGCAACUGUGGAAGCACUCGGUUUUCACAAGUGCAUUAGGACAAUUUCAAAAGUUAUGGAAAGUAACUCUUGCAGGACUCCUGGGAAUGAUGAAUUGGAAGAACUUGCACUCAAUGUUUCAAAAGACAGAGCUGAUUUAUACUUUGGUCAGUCAAUAGCUAAUUCCAGGUAAGGUCAAAAUACCACAGGUGUAUGCUGAAUGAACAGGGAAAAGGAUGCUUUUUUCAGUAUAUAAAGUUCCAGGGAGAGCAAGGGCUUCCCCCUUCUGUUUUCAUGUUGUGAAUAUUUAUUUGCAGAGGUACUUCUAAGCAGUUGAAGCAGUCAAGGGAGACUGCUUACACAGUAGCUCCAUGUAUGCUUUGGAAGAGCCAUGGAAUGUUGGUUGUGGGCUAAUUAUAGUGUUUAAUUAUUACAAAUAUUCACUAAUACUCUAACAUUAGUUGGAGUCUUAGUGAUGCCUGGUUUUUAGGUUGGUGGUUUUUUUUGAUCCGGUUUCAGCCUCAGUUUAGCUAUAACAAAGAUGGUAGCAGAACCAUCUUUUAAAUACGGGGCUGCCCAGUCAUGUGUGAAAUGUAGGGAAGGAAGAGAUUUUAAUAGCAAAAGGACCUUGCAAGUAAAAUACAUGGAAUCUUUUCUCUGCCAGCUAUGUUACACCUCCCCACAGUUUGAGCCUUUUGCGUGCCCAUGUACAGCAAGUCCCUGUGAACUGGGAAGAGGUGGUAAAACAUAGAAAUAAACAGCUAAAACAAUGUUCUGGAAUUGAAACGGCAACAACAUUAUUGAUUGCAGAUGUCAGUAAGCUUUGGCUGAGUAUCCUGAGUCAGCUGCCUGACUGUGGGCUGACACAGGUACAGUGGUACCUCGGGUUACAUACACUUCAGGUUACAUAUGCUUCUGGUUACAGACUCCACUAACCCAGACAUAUUACCUUGGGUUAAGAACUUUGCUUCAGGAUGAGAACAGAAUUCGUGCUCUGGCAGCGGCAGCGGGAGGCCCCAUUAGCUAAUAAUAAUAAUAAUAAUUUAUUAUUUAUACCCCGCCUAUCUGGCUGGGCCUCCCCAGCCACUCUGGGCGGCUUCCAUAGAAACCAAAAAUACAGUAAAAUAUCACACGUUAAAAACUUCCCUGAACAGGGCUGCCUUAAGAUGUCUUCUGAAUGUCAGGUAGUUGUUUAUCGCUUUGACAUCUGCUGGAAGGGUGUUCCACAGGGCGGGUGCCACUACCGAGAAGGCCCUCUGCCUGGUUCCCUGUAGCUUUGCUUCUCACAAUGAGGGAACCGCCAGAAGGCCCUCGGCGCUGGACCUCAGCGUCCGGGCAGAACGCUGGGGGUGGAGACGCUCCUUCAGGUAUACUGGACCGAGGCCGUUUAGGGCUUUAAAGGUCAGCACCAACACUAAAGUGGUGCUUCAGGUUAAGAACAGUUUCAGGUUAAGAACGGACCUCUGGAAUGAAUUAAGUACUUAACCUGAGGUACCAAUGUAAAAAGAUGACACCCCCACCCCCCAAGCCAACAUGUAUAAGUUCUAUGGCUGGCUUUCUUUUAAGCCUGCCAUUUGGGACACAUGCAACCUAAUUUUGAACCUAUUACUUAUUUAAGUAAUGCAUAUACCAUUUUUCAGGCAAAUCUCACAAAACAAUUUACGCUAUUGAUUGAUUGAUUGAUUGAUUGAUUGAAUUUAUGUAUCACCCUAUACCUGGAGGUCUCAGGGCUGUUCACAGAACAAAAUCGAAAUAUAAAACCACAAAAUAUAUACUCAAAAUAAAAACAACAACCCAAUAGCCCUCCUCCCCCAAACCCCUACAUUUUAAAAGGGCAUAGGGUGUCAAUCAAAUUGUUUAAUAGCUUCCAUGGGUGACGCAGGGUUCUUGUUACGGCAGAGGUUUGAUAGAGUCCAGGUUACAUUGUGCAGGUAGCCAAGAGCUAUAGAAGAGAUCAGGAACAGCAAGCAGAGCCAAAAGCGGUUCAAGUGCACCAUAUUUAAUAACCAGGUCUCUGUAGGCAGAACCAUCACCUGCAAUAUUUCCUAAAGCCCCUACAGCUUGCUCACUGAUGUGCAUAUGGGGGGGAACCAGCAAGGAAAUAAAGGCAGGUAUUGCUCCACCAUCUACAAUAGCUUUUGUCUGUUCAGACGUGCCAGAGGCAAUAUUGGUCAAAUGCCCAAGCAGAUUCAAACUGAAAAGGGCUGCAAUCUACUCUUCCCAAGAAGGAUACAAGCUUUGAGAUCUACAUCAGAACUACUUAUUGUAGUAUAUUUGAAAAAUGUUUGCCUUCAGUGGGAUGCUUGAGGCUAAAUCCUGGGUUCUAUAAGGGCAAAAAUACUAGAACUAGAUCAUAAAAAAUCAGGAAUUAAAUAGAUGCUGGUUCAGCACAGUGUAACAGCGAUUGUACAUUGGGCACAUUUGCUGAAAUUUAAUCUGUUAUUUCUUGUUAAACUAUAGCUGGGACAGGGGAAAAACCUAUGUGCUUUUCUUUUGCAGCAUUUACCAUAAUGCACAGAAGAGGUUGGAAAUAAUCGAAACUGUAUUUUCCAGUAGACCUUCUUUAAAUAUUUGUAACAGACAAGCAAGUGUAGUGGACUACCUGCCUAUUCUCCGCAACAUCUGCAAGUUGGAGAAACAGAAAGAACAGGGGAAAGCCAAAAGAAGGUAAUCUUCAUGUUAUUAGCAAGACAAUCAUGUUCAUAUCUUAUCAGGAGACACACACUGCAAUCCUAUGCUCACUUAACAUUAAACUCAUGCAUGCUGCAUUUUCUUUCCCUUCUUUCUUUCAAAAAGACAGACCAUUUUCCUUUAUUUCUUUUUCAACAGAUUUCUCCACUACCUUGAAGGAAUUCACUUUGAUUUUCCAAGAGAAAUUUUGAACAGCCUGGCAAAUGACUUUCCAUAAAACAAACCUGUAGGACCUUUGAAUAUACAUUAAUGAUUUUAUAUGUACAGAGUGUUGCUUAUAUUGUGAAUCUUUUAAGUAUUUAAAAAUACAAACUGUAUUUUGUAUAUAUCUAUCGCCAAGGUACUUUCCACAUUCCAAAUGUGAAGUGACUAUGUGUUGAAAUCUACACCAGAUGCAUUCAAAUACAAUCUGAAGCAUAUCAAGCCCAUUGCUGCAACUACUGUAUUGGCUGACUUUUUAGGGUGUGGGUUUUGUCCCAUAUAUUCGGGCAUAAUACUGUGUUUAUAAGGUGCUAUUCUAAUUUCCACAUAAGUAUGGUGCUACUUGGGAAAAGAUUAGCCAGCUGAUAAUGAGGUAACCGUAAACUUUUUUGCUGUUACAUUGCAAAGGCUGCUUUUGGGCUUGGUUUUAUGUGUGUGCAUGUGAGCCAGUAAUGUUUUCUUCACCAACACAGUAAGGUCUUCAAUCAGUUUGGAGAAAUAAUCUGUGUUUUGUAAAUUUAUACUAAAAGUUCUACUGGGUUGUAUAGUCGUAUUUAUCUGUAUUUAUCUGUAACCCUGUACAUUUUAUUUUUAUACUAUCUGAUAUUUUCCUACCACUACACUUGAAGUUCUUCUGGGUUAUUUUUUAAUUUUUUACCUACAGCGAAAUAAUAAAUAUCUGGAUGGGCUUUGAAACCUAUUUCUUGCAGGGUGACUUUUAGAUGUAAGAGUAGACAUUAUCCCCAGUUAUAACCAUUAAUCAUACUUCCGAACUAGGAAAGCAUUUGAAAAUUGCUGAAGACUGCUGCCUACAUGUUGAUAGGUUGGAAAAAUAGCCUAUAUGUAUAUAUUAAUAACAACUCUUUGCCACUCCAUCACUGAGGUUCUCUGAAUGGCUUAUACUGAAAUGCAGCCCCAAACCAUUAAAAUCCUUAGUGCCGUUCUCUUUGAAGCAAUAAGAAGAUCUUAUAUCAAGAGCUGUGGAAAGCUUUUUGAAGUAGCAGCAAAAUGUACCGUAUUUUUUGCUCUAU
Podarcis lilfordi (Lilford's wall lizard) is the source of this 30567-nucleotide messenger RNA. Lineage: Eukaryota; Metazoa; Chordata; Lepidosauria; Squamata; Lacertidae. The record is from the annotation of a GenBank genome assembly.